This is a messenger RNA of Mercenaria mercenaria, 3590 nucleotides long. RefSeq lists its product as uncharacterized. The coding region runs from base 126 to 1457 and encodes 443 amino acids. Lineage: Eukaryota; Metazoa; Mollusca; Bivalvia; Venerida; Veneridae. The transcript has 2 exons. The record is from RefSeq and is a predicted model, not a curated record.
UCUCUGACGUAAAAUGUUAUCUAAACGUGCGUGAUAUUUAUUAAGAAGUUGUCAGUAGACGAUAGUCAGACAGACGCGAGCAGAUAAAUGCUUGAUAUCGCAAAUACAUAUCGUGGUUAUACAAAAUGUAUGCGAAUACAAUAAAGUUAGCAUUAUGUAUCUGUUUAUUCCUGACAAUACCGAGCUACACAGAGCAACAGAUACUUACCGCAAUAACAACAAUAGCAAGAAUAACAUAUAAUGUUGCUAAACUCUCUGGUAACGUCAAUAGUAUCUUGGAUAUUUUAUUUGGAGGGGAGAGCGGUGGUAUUACGACGCAAGACCUUGAUGAAGCGGUUGAGUCUAUUACAAGAAACAUUAAUGCUGCUAAAAUGGAUAUACUGAACUCAAUAUUACUACAGUCUAAGUUCGACAGAAUUGACGACGCUGUAAUAGGCAUAAGAAGCUCUUUGACGGAUCUGAAGAAUUGUAUAGAGGCAAAGGAACCAACAAGUAGACAUGAAUUUCAGAAGUUAUUCAUAAAGAGAUAUGAGAGCGACGGUAUCGAAAUGAAAAUCCGGUUUUUGCCACAGGUUUUAACGUACGAAGUACCUGGUAGGUCUGGGCAACUUCUUUCCCUCUUAACGGAGACGACACGUUGCAAUCUUACUGCACUGUAUGAAUUUCAAAUCUUUUACUUGGACCUUUUGUCUAGCGGAAUUGCCCUUGAAAUGGCUUACUUGAAAGUAACAACACAUAUCCAGACAAAAAACGCAAUGGAAUAUUGGCAUACACCUUGUGAAAAUAUCCAGCAAGCUUUCGAGAAAGUUGUUAAUGAAUGCGAGUCCAAGUUUGUAACAUAUGCGAAUGAAGAUAUUGCAGAUGCCGCUUCUCCGGUAGAUCUAUGGGCUAAAAAUAAUAGAUGGUUUCCUUUGAAAUUGAAUGAUGUUUUCUUUUCGCAAGCACGACAAUCAUUUCAGUUUGUUUAUGUAGAAUAUGAAGACGGUAGUAUGGUUUGGACAAAAACUGGACAAAAUAACAGAUAUUCUGUUUUUUAUGAUAAUCCACCAAAGCGCUAUACUCUGUCGCCUUAUACCCUAGCAAAUGCAACAGGACUGUUACAAGCUGCUAUAAAGGGAGAAGAUGAUAAAGAAGCUGCUAAAAAUAUUGGAACAUCUACCAAGAACUUCUUAUCUGCGUUUGGUUAUGGCGUUCAAACUUUACUUGUUAUAUUUGACAAUGGGGGAUUCACGGAAAUUCCAAGCAAAGAAUCUCCGGCUUUGAAAGCUGAACUGAAAGGUAUAAAGAUGAAAUACUGUGAUCAACGUGAUGAUGGAUGUAAAGACGCAGAAACAUGUGGUGACACAUGCAACAUUGUUAAAGAACCAGUCGGAAAUUUCAAAAUCUACGCAUACAUCUACAAAGUGAAGGCAGCAAGUCAAGGAAACCGCAUCAUGUUGGAUGUGGAAAUCCUCUAAAGAGUUUCCCGUUGGUGAUCCUUCUUCAUGUAGGUGCAUUAACAAUUUUUGCCAGAAAAAUAGUUUUCUGAGAAACCAUGUAAAUGUACGUUUAAGUUUAAAAUAAACACAAUAUUAAACGGAAAAUGAUAUUUACUUAAGGACUUAUAUCUUAUAUCGCUAUUUUUUGCCGAAGAUGCAAAGUUAAUAUUAAAACCCUUAAAGAUUUGCAGAAUAGCCUGCAGAUUUAUUGUACACACAGUGUUUUAGUUGGGAUUAAAAGUUAACAUUAUGAAAACAGAAAUUGUUAUAUUUCGGAAAGGAGGAAACACUGUUGCUAGAGAAAAAUGGUUUUACUAUAACGGCAAACAGAAUUGUUGUAGAUAAGUUUUAUUAUCUUGAUACCUUAUUCGGAUACACUGGUAAUAUUUCGUUAAACUAAGGCAGUUUGACAAACAAGUUGUAUAACUGGUAAGAUUUUAAUCUAAACUAGUGGUCCCGUAAUGACACUCGGCCAUUUCCAUCAGACAAUGUACAUAAAAUGUAGUAUUCGCGUUCGAUGUUUCUCAUUACACUACUGUGCAUGAUCAUUGAUCGGAGCGCACGGCAAACAUACGACAACUUUUUUCAUGUCCACGCGCAUUUAGUGUAUAAUAUGUUUAAUAUACUGACUAAAGGUUAGGGUUAGGAUUACCAUGGUUACAAAAUUUAUACUUUAAAAAUAACAAAAAUUCAAAUCGCUUGAAUGCGGUCUGAUAUAAAUAUUAGGCGCACAAGAUAUGUUUUUAGUCCCAGUCAUUCUCGUUAUGCAAUUCGGCGUUUUUUGGACGAAAAUUUGAUGACAGUGCUCGUUUCCGUAAUAGAAUAAGAAAAGAAGAAAACCACAGGUUGCCAAACACGACAUAAAUGAAAAUGUUGCAGACUCGGUUUGGUUGAGCCUGUACCUUGACGGUAGUUGAAAUGCAUGCUACCGUCCAUGCUCUCUAGCCCCGGGUUGAGCAGAACUCAACAUUUUCACAUGCUGUAAGUACUAGAAUAUAUUUUAGAGACAUCAAUAGAUGUAUUCAUACGGCGGUGCACAUGGAACCUUAAACGAUGCACAGAGUGCAAUUCCAUGAAAAGCGGCGUAUGGUCCCCAGAUAAAAUGAUGGCUUUGCCCUAAAUGAGAAAAUAAUGUGCAGAACUAAACAAACUGGAAGUUAGAGAUGAUGUCUGUGGUUAUGGGUCAUGCAGAAACUGCCUCAAAACAAAUUUAAAAAACAGGCACCAUAUCCAAGGGUUGAUUAAGCCAUAGCCGAAACUUUUAAAGUGGGAGUAUUGGAACCACCCACGCCGAAAUGUUCAUGCUGAAAAAUAAAACAGUAUACUAGCACAUCAUAAAUAUCGUGCUGAACGAUCUGAAGAGAUUGAAAUAUAACAGCUCUGGCUGAAGGUUCGUGGAGACUUUUUAAAGCCGCCACACGGCACAAACACACAAAACAAAGCCGGACAAUUAUAUCUAACUUGCCGAUUGUCAUUACGGGUUCACUUCCUAAUAUCUCACGUGACAUUAUCAUAAUUUUGUAUAAAGAUGUACCAUGUACAAGUCUGCAAUAAAAUAAUGUUCUGUUCUGUAAACAUGUUUGAUUUAGUAGAUGAUUUCCACACGUCUAAAUUAAUGAAAUACUGAUAAACACAUACACACAGGGGUUGUGGUUUUCAACAAAUAGGUUAGCGGGAAACAUGUAUCACCUUAAUCAGUCCGCAGAUAAGAGAAUUUACUACCAGUUGUAAAUAAAUCACAUCUCCUAAAUUUAGCAAUUAGUAAAGAUUGGUACCCAGUAUCCUUUAUAUGCUUGUAUAGUUGUGUGAAUACAUUUACUCAUGAAUAUCAAGGUUUAAUGUAAGUAUCAGCAAUAUGUGUUAUUAACUCAACUAUUAUCUUACUUGGUCGUUGUCAAGAACAGUUUUAUGCGUUUUUACACAAUGAUUUAGGGAAUACUUUACUUAUGAUGUCUAGAAAGAAUCUAGUUAUAUCAGUUAGAAAAGAAAUGCAUAUUCGUACUAUUAAAUAUAUACUGAUAUUUGUUUCAUUAUACCCAAGAAUUACGUAAUUUCUCAUUUUCUUAGUGUCUUAUUUUUAACGUGUUUUUUUUUCUUUCGUGUGUUUUGACU